Molecule: messenger RNA, 3092 nt
Organism: Vigna unguiculata (cowpea)
Lineage: Eukaryota; Viridiplantae; Streptophyta; Magnoliopsida; Fabales; Fabaceae
Product: Pentatricopeptide repeat (PPR-like) superfamily protein
Molecular function (GO): protein binding
Source: RefSeq, a predicted model, not a curated record
CUGUAAGAACUACCUUUGUGUUUUCAUCUUCAGAGAUUAGGUUAAAAAGACCAAACUUUUUUUUUUAGCUUUAUAGUAAGAAUAAAGAACACAUGAUUUGAAAGAGGAACGGUGCAAUUUCGGAAGGCUUGCAGUGUUGCAGUUAACACUUUUUUCAUGUUUUCCUCUGUGAUUUGCAGAAGAAUUCGUGCAUCUCCUCACACUCUCGCCUCCGCUUUCAUCUUCCGCACAAGAUCACUGACCCACGCAUCGUCGUCCUCGUCAUUGUCAUCAUCAUCAUCAUCAUCAUCAUCAUGUGUGCAGUCCAAGGUAAAACAAGUGUGCUCACUGGUAUACGAUUAUUUCGAAGACCACCACGGCCAAAGGAGAUUCUCCCCUCUGUACCUCGACGUCGAUCCCAAUUCCCUAACCCACGACCAAGUUGUCACCAUCGUCGCUUCGCUCGCCUCCGAUGGCGGUUCAGUGGUGGCUCACCGUUUCUUCAACUGGGUCAUUGCUUACUCCAAGUUCCGCCACUUCACGCGCCUCUACAUUGCGUGCGCAACGUCUCUCAUCGGAAACAGAAAUUUCGAGUUGGCCAAUGACGUGUUGCAAUGUAUGGUGAAGAGUUUCGCCGAAAUCGGGAGGGUCAAAGAGGCCGUGGAAAUGGUCAUCGAAAUGCACAACCAGGGAUUGGUUCCCAGUACGAAAACGCUGAACUGGGUAAUUAUGAUUGUGAUAGAAAUGGGUUUGGUUGAGUUUGCAGAGAACGUGUUUGAUGAAAUGUCCGCGAGAGGGGUGCAGCCGAAUUGUGUUAGUUUUAGGGUCAUGGUUGUCGGUUAUUGUAGAAUGGGUAAUGUUUUGGAGGCGGAUAGGUGGUUGAGAGCCAUGAUUGAGAGAGGGUUUGUGGUUGACAGUAGGACGUUUACGUUGGUAGUGAGGGAGUUCUGUGAUAAGGGUUUUGUGACCAGGGCAUUAUGGUAUUUUCGUAGGUUGAGUGAGAUGGGUUUGAGGCCUAAUUUGAUUAACUUCACAUGUAUGAUUGACGGGUUGUGCAAGAGGGGUAGCGUGAAACAGGCGUUUGAGAUGUUGGAGGAGAUGGUUGGGCAAGGUUGGAAACCGAAUGUAUACACCCAUACGGCUUUGAUUAAUGGCCUGUGCAAGAAAGGUUGGACUGAGAAGGCGUUUAGACUGUUUCUCAAGCUUGUUCGAAGCGAGAAUCACAAGCCGAAUGUGCUUACUUAUACUGCCAUGAUUAGUGGGUAUUGCAGGGAUGGGAAAAUUAAUCGGGCUGAGAUGCUGCUGAGCCGGAUGAAGGAGCAGGGAUUGGCGCCGAACACAAACACAUACACGACUCUUGUUGAUGGGCACUGCAAAGCGGGGAACUUUGAAAGGGCGUAUGAGUUGAUGAAUGUGAUGAAUGAGGAAGGUUCUAGUUCCAAUGUGUGUACGUACAAUGCCGUUAUUGAUGGACUUUGUAAAAAGGGAAGGGUGCAAGACGCUUACAAUGUGCUUAAGAGUGGGUUUCGUAAUGGGUUGGAAGCUGAUAAAUUUACUUAUACUAUUCUCAUGUCUGAACAUUGCAAACAGGGGGAAGUUAAACAAGCGUUAGUGUUGUUCAAUAAGAUGCUCAAGAGCGGUAUUCAACCUGACAUUCAUUCAUACACUACGUUGAUUGCAGUAUUUUGUAGGGAAAAAAGAAUGAAAGAAAGUCAGAUGCUUUUUGAAGAAGCUCUGAGAUCUGGACUUGUUCCUACAAACCAAACCUAUACGUCAAUGAUAUGUGGUUACUGUAAAGAAGGCAAUUUGAGUUUAGCUUUUAACUUUUUCCACAGGAUGAGUGACCAUGGUUGUGCUCCAGAUUCUAUUACUUAUGGUGCUCUUAUAAGUGGGCUGUACAAACAGUCAAAGUUGGAUGAGGCUCGUGGAUUGUAUGAUGCCAUGAUAGAGAAGGGACUCACUCCAUGUGAAGUUACUCGAGUAACUUUGGCUCAUGAAUAUUGCAAAAUAGAGGACAGUUGCUCUGCUAUGCUGGUUCUUGAAAGGCUAGAAAAGAAACCCUGGAUCCGGACAGUUAACACUCUGGUCAGGAAGUUAUGUAGUGAGAAAAAAGUGGGAAUGGCAGCCCUGUUCUUUCACAAAUUACUAGACAUGGAUCCUCAUGUCAAUCGUGUAACAUUAGCAGCAUUCAUGACUGCAUGCUAUGAAAGCAGUAACUAUGCUCUUGUUUCUGAUUUGUCUUCGAGAUUAUACAAGGAAACCCAUUUAGCAAUCGAAGUGACUAAAUAACACAUUUAUGAUGUGCUUUGACGCUUUGUAAGCCUGGUUACAUCUGGAUCAGUAACUAGUUGGGUUUUGAUGAAGUAUUUGGGAAGUAUACUUGCUGGAGAUGUGAGAUUUGUGGCAUCUAGAUGCUGACUUCUGCACUGGGUUACCGUGUUUUAUGAACAUAUGGAGUCAUGAAGGGCAUCAAUUAUGUGAUUCGCCAUGUAACACCGUACAUUUACCUCUAGGAGUAGGGAUACGAAUAUCUCAAUUGGAUUAUCGGUUCUUUAUUCUAGGGAAAUGGAUAUCUCAAUUGGAUAAUCGGGAAAUGGCGAUCUCUGUCGGCUUGCUUGCAUGACACCAAAGACUUCUCACAGGCUUGCAUGGCGACUUCUCACUUACUAUCUAUAUACGAUCAUAUUUCGUUCAACUCCACUGCAGGACCAUGCUGAUGGUUUGGUAACUACAACUGAAGAUCACAGUACCUAGUCAAACAUUUGCAUGACUUCAAAUGGCUUCAAGGACGGCACGAGGAAGUUAGCAUGGAUUGCAUUCAAACAUGUUCUGACAUGGGAAGUGGGUACUAAUAAUAAAAUUGUUAUAAGCUUUUUGUUUUAUUUUUUUGGAUUGAGAUUACACACUAUCUUUGCUUCUGUAUUCAUUUUAGUGGUCAUAGUUUUUUAUAGAUUUCAUAUGAAUACCUUAUUUGGUUAGAUGUAGAAUAUCAAAUAGUAUAAGGAGAAUUAUGGGAAUAGAGGUGACACCUCUUGAAAUGUCUCAUGUAGAAAGUUUUUUUUUUUUUUAUCAAAGGCCAAAAUCAUAAUUGAAUGUACAAAUUCCUUCCUCUU